Messenger RNA from Maniola jurtina (meadow brown), 2066 nucleotides. RefSeq names its product glucose-6-phosphate 1-dehydrogenase (gene Zw). The record is from RefSeq and is a predicted model, not a curated record. The coding region runs from base 132 to 1616 and encodes 494 amino acids. Gene Ontology annotation, molecular function: NADP binding; glucose-6-phosphate dehydrogenase activity. Gene Ontology annotation, biological process: pentose-phosphate shunt, oxidative branch; glucose metabolic process. Gene Ontology annotation, cellular component: cytosol. NCBI's taxonomy places the organism in Eukaryota, Metazoa, Arthropoda, Insecta, Lepidoptera, Nymphalidae. The transcript is spliced from 2 exons.
AAUCUUUGUAAAGCCAGACGAUAGAGAAAAAAAAAUAGUAAUCUGUGAUUGGAAAUCUACGUUUUCAGAGUUCAGAAUUCAGAUUUCAUCAGUCAGCACUGAACUACAGCUUUUAAUUCGUAAUUUAAAAAAUGGAAAAUAAAGCCGAUUUCCUAUAUCCCCAUACUUUUGUACUGCUAGGAGCAUCAGGAGAUCUCGCUAAAAAAAAGAUCUAUCCUACUAUUUGGUAUUUGUAUCGGGAUAAUGUUUUACCGCAAAACACAAAAUUUAUUGGAUACGCAAGGACAAAGCAAACUAUGGAAGUGGUUAAACAAAAAUCGAUGAAGUAUAUGAAAGUACGACCUGGUGAAGAAAGCAAAUUUGAUGAGUUUUGGGCGGCAAAUGAUUAUGUUGCUGGUUCAUAUGAUACAAGAAUUGAUUUUGAACUUCUUAAUCAACAUAUCAGUAAGUACGAGAAAGGCCCUCGUGCAAACAGAAUAUUUUAUUUAGCUGUACCACCUACAGUAUUUGAGGAUGUCACUGUGAAUAUUAAAAAUGCUUGCAUAUCUAUCAAAGGGUAUACUCGUGUUAUUAUAGAAAAGCCUUUUGGUAGAGACGAUGAAACUUCUGAAAAGUUGAGUAACCAUUUGGCUAGCUUAUUCAAAGAAGAGCAAAUAUAUAGAAUUGACCACUAUCUUGGUAAAGAAAUGGUACAAAAUCUUUUGACAAUUAGGUUUGCAAAUCAAAUAUUUAGUCCGUCCUGGAAUAGGGAAAAUAUUGCAUCUGUUUUAAUAUCCUUUAAAGAGCCAUUUGGUACAGAAGGAAGGGGUGGUUAUUUCGAUAGUUUUGGAAUAAUACGUGAUGUCAUGCAAAACCAUCUUUUGCAAAUUCUUUCUCUCGUUGCUAUGGAAAAGCCUGUAACUUUGAAUCCAGAUGAUAUAAGAGACGAAAAAGUGAAAGUGCUUAGGCAUAUCAAACCUAUAGAGCUCAAAGAUUUACUAGUUGGACAGUAUGUUGGCAAUCGAAAUGGGCAAGGAGAGGAAAAAUUAGGGUACCUGGAUGACCCUACUGUGCCUAAGGAUUCAGUUACUCCUACAUAUGCUGUAGCUGGCAUUUAUAUUGAUAACUCAAGAUGGCAAGGUGUCCCAUUCAUAUUACGCUGCGGUAAAGCUCUAAAUGAGAGGAAGGCAGAAGUAAGAAUUCAAUAUAAAGAUGUACCUGGAGAUAUUUUUCAGGGUCAUACAAAAAGAAAUGAAUUGGUUAUACGAGUUCAACCUGGGGAAGCAUUGUAUUUGAAACUAAUGAGCAAAUCACCUGGCAUGAAGUUUGAUUUGAUGGAAACCGAGCUGGAUCUCACAUAUAGCAUGAGGUAUAGAGAAGCUGAUGUGCCAGAUGCCUACGAGAGAUUAAUUCUUGAUGUCUUUACAGGAACUCAGAUGCAUUUUGUGAGAAAUGAUGAGCUAAAGGAAGCCUGGCGCAUAUUUACUCCAGUCUUAAAACAGUUAGAGGAGCAACAUAUUAAACCUGUUCCAUAUAUGUAUGGGUCCCGUGGUCCUCUCGAGGCAGAUGCAAAGUUGGCUGAAUAUGACUUUAAAUAUUCAGGAUCCUAUAAAUGGCAGAAGCCUACACUUCAUUAAAGAUAAAUUCAACUUGUUUUUUGUGGUGAAGGUAUUUUUUGCUCAAAUUUUACAUUAGCUUUUCAUAUUUAAAAGUUGAUUUAAGUGUAUAAAAUUGCAAAAUAUUAUUACCUUAAAGACUACUGGCUAACAUUCCAUUUUAUGCAGUACAGUCGUAUCUAAGGUCAUUUUGAGGUCACAGUUUUGCUAUGUCAUAAGUCAUAAUUAUUGAAGAUUAGAUUCAUCCAUAGUAAGUAGGUACAUUCUUAAUACUACAUAAGUCUUAAUACUAUUUUUGUACAACAAUAAUUAAGAAAGUCAAUGUUAUUUUUAUAACAUCACAUAGUCAUCACAACACUUGUUAUAAAGGUUUGUUCUUGUUGUCACGUAAAAGUGAUUAUGCAGAGGUCAAAGAUAUCACCUUGAAUUGCAGAUUUGCUGAGUAUAAAGCAACUGUAUUUGUAAUUAUAA